AAUAGAUUAUACAGCACUUGCAAUAGGCGAAUCGCAUCACUAAAAACGGGAAGCGGAAACGGCGGACCGGCUGAUUGUCAAAGAAAUAGAAGUUAAAAACAACGAAAACGUCGGAAAGAAGUCAAAAUAUUUCCAAUUUUCCAAUUUCUGUGUUCUUGUUUAUCUUUUCAAAUUUUUUCUACUUUGAUUACAUUGCCCAACAUGGAACAAUGGGAGGCUCUGUUGGAAGUCUACCCAGAGCCAGCCGAUCCUAAAAGCUGCAACAAAGCAAUACGAACUGCUGACAAUUUGCUUAAAAAAGAUCUAGCUGAUUUUGAGAUAGAAAGGAUCCUGGAUACAUUGCUUUACCAGCCAGUAUGUUUAUUGGGUACAAUAUCUUCAUACCAUUCUGUUGACUCCUGGUGCCAUGUGGUCAGAGAAACCUUCAAGUUACUCGCAGAUGUGGUCACGAAGCAUUCUGAGACUGUGCAGCCGUACUGUGAAGAUAUUAUUCGGAUUUGUCCUCUUCAAUUCGACUCGGAGGGACAGAAGAAUGCGCUUUUAUGUUUAGAGAGAGUCGCAAGAGUAUAUCCGUGCGAUGGCACGCUUGCGGCCCGCCUUAUCAAUCAGUUGGAAUACUCUGACGUAUGCAAGACACAGCUGGCACUCAUUGUUGGCACAGUAUGUGAGUGUCACCCUGAAACGGUCGAACACGAGGUCACCAGAAUAUGGCGGAUAUAUCUUAGAAUGCUCGAGUCCAAGAAAAAUUCGGACACACUGACAUCGGCGAUACUGCAAGGACUGUCCGGACUCUUCCACAGUUUCGGACCACAUCUGCCCACUUCGGAGUUGAAUUUGUUUUAUGACACCCUUAUAAAGUACAUUGACACGUCCAAAUGUAAUAAAGUGAUAAUUACAAUACUAGAGAAGUAUGCAUAUUUGUUUAAAGAGAGGCUUUCGGCUGACGUAAAUAUACGCCGCUGGUUGUGGGAGACGGUGCGAGAUAAGAAAGAUAAUGCGAUCGCUUUACGCACUAUAUAUGAAGCCGCUGUUGAUGUUCUGAACAAGGACAGAGCUCAGAAUGUACUAAAUUCAGAAGUAUUACCGAGGGCAGAGGCGACAGAUACGAAUACAAAGUUUACCGCGUUACGAAUAUUAGUAUAUAUGGAACGCAAGGGCUUCAGUUUCGGAGAUCUUGCGCGACUUACAGACAUACAUUCAUUGGAGUUUCAGCUUCGAUGUGGUAGUAUAUCCUAUGAUAUUGCAGAGGAGAUAUCGUGGUGCAUAGAGUCGAAUUUGGCCAACAGUGAUAAAUUGUUGCAAACAGCGAUACUGUUUUACGAGAAUUUACCUAACUCUAAAAGGGUCGAUGUCAUUUCACGAGGUAUAUUGGAAGCCCCAGACGAUGUUCGAGCGGACUCUAUAGUAUUCCUAACGACGGAAACAAUACAGCCAUCGGACACGGGCGACGGCGUGUUGAAAUACAUAGAGGUAUGGCGGAACCUCAUGAUGGGUACCCAUCCUGCGUCAGGCAAAGUUCUCGAGGAGUUCGUUGCUCAUGUCACUUUCGUGUUGGAGACGUUCUUCGAGGAAGGUGGCGAGGAGGUGCCGGACCGGCUGUCCUCGCUCCUGAGCCUGACGUCCCAACUGGUGCCCCUGUCGCCCCCGCAGGCAGUGGACGUGUGGGCGGCGUUGGCCCCGCCGGUGGGACGGUGCGAGGCCGCCACCGCGCUCGCAACACUCGCGGCCAUCGCUGAACACCUCAGUGACUCUGACUCACUAGGUGACGUGUGCAAGGGCAUCGAAAUAUCUAGAUGCAAGGACGAGGCGACGCUGUGCGCCGCGUGUCUGCUGGUGAUCAGGGCCCCGGCGGAGCCUGAACAGGUCCUGUUGGCAUUACAGGUGAUCUUCUCCAGAAACGACGUGGAAUGGAAAACGUUCCUCGAGGGCCUGGAGAAACUGAAUUAUCUGAUAGUGGAAAGGCGCGAAUGCCUCGACGAGGAUCGCCUACAUAAUGUGAUCCGCUCAGUGGAGAAACUGCGCGUGCGCAUCGACCUCGCUCAGAGAGAUGGCCGCGUGCUACACAGGCGCAUCCUUAUGUUCUUAGGCAAAUAUGGCCGCAAAACAGAUGUGAACAAUAAUAGGAGGACAAGUAGCUCGGUUAUAGCGAAGCUGAAGGAUGCCCUGUCGCUGAGGAUACCUCACGCUGACCAGGGAAAAGAUGUGAAGAUAAAUCUACGAUCAGUGCUGGAGUUAGCCGUCGAGGAGGGAGAGACGGAUGUCUUGUAUCAACUAUUGACUGUCCUGUGUGCUCACCCAAACAUAACGUCGAGCUCUAAAACUGGAGAAGCCAUAUGUGCGGGCGUGGCGCUAGUGUGCCGCGCGGUGUGCAGUAGGCUGGCGGCAGGCGGCCGCGUGCGGGGGGUCGCCCUGCACCACGCCGCGCUGCGGGCCUCCCCACGGGCGCUACCCGCUUUACUGCAGUACAUAAGCGAAGAAACGUCUCCAGGAGCCAGGCGGAUGCUGACCGAGCUGGUGGGCGUGGUGCUGCAGUCAGGGUCGGAUGAGGGGCUGCAUACUGCCGCCGAGAGGGCACAGCUCAUGCUGGCCAGUACUCACUCAAUAACGAGACGCGCCGGUUUGGACAUAACGGACAUUCUAUUAUCCGCUUUAAAACGGAAUGAUUCGCUCACACGCACACUACUACCGCGGAUUCUCGAAUUAAUAUCGUCCACAAACGAACUCGAAACAGUAUCGACGUUCGAACUCGCGUCGAGAACGUACGUCGAGAAAAUAGCACUGUUCGAUGUGACAGCGCUUAGAGAAUUGAUGAAGAAUAUUAUUAACAAUCUAAUGGUACAUCGAAAAUUGAAUACGGAAAGCGAUAUUAAGAUUUAUAACAAUUUGACAGCAAAAUCAUUAAGUUUCAUAAAAGAAGCGAUCGAAUCGGAAAAGCAGGAGUGUGCAAUAAUAUACGAUUCGUUUUUCGAUGUUUAUGAUUGUAAGAAUUUCGAAUUGUACCAGUGUAUUUAUGUGUUGGCAACAAUGAGGAAUCGAAUCGGAUUGCAUUCGAGUUAUUACAGUAAUAUGUUGACGAGAAGUGAUUUAUUGGAGAGAGUGUAUGCUAUUGAAGAUUUCGAUGUGGAUGCAAGCAGCGCUGGACCAGAUUUGUUCAAGCUGGACGCAGUACUGAUGUUUUUCAUUGAAUAUGCUGCAAAUCUAUUGGAAUUACAUUACAAGAAAACUGUGGAUUUCUUAGCGAAAAUAAUAAAGAAUCUAAAAUCGGAAAAUGUUAUUCAUUCACAUAAAAUACUUGAAAAUUGUAUCGCGAAGUAUAGAAAUAUUCUAAAAUUUAUACCUAGUAGUGUCCAAUCUAGCUUCGAAGAUUGGUGCCAAAGGUUGCCAUUAGAGAAAAUAACUUUAUGUGUCAUCAAACAGUACCCGGAAAAGAGUUCCGUGACAACAGUAAAAGCUUUAUCCAUAUUACUAAGUGUUUUCGAAUCGAAGCCGAUAUUAAAAGAAGUCGAAAAUUGGCAUACGUCAAUAUUGAGUAACUAUCACAGAGUCGAGACGAGACAUAUGUCAUUUUUGACAGAUUGCCUGACAGUAGCUGUCAGGUAUUUGACAGAUGCCGAUGUUAAGAGUACAAUUUUAGAAGGUGUGAACUUGAAAGGCGUACGCAACGAAAGAGUGGGCAUUAAAUUUUGUACGCGUUUCAUACAUGUGUUGGUUCCGUUUUUAAAUAGAAUCCUUUUGGAGCCCGGCUUAGAGGAAUGCUGUUCCAUAUUGGACGAUAUCGUCAGGUUUUAUGUUAGAAAGAGAUCGCUCGAUGCCAGUGAAGUUGUGAUAUUGGUUGAUAAGCUAUGGCCGGUAUAUGAAGCGAGAACAAAUUUCCAUCAGAAACGACGUCUGCUGUACAACAUGUCUUGUUUGCCUAAAAAGCUAGGUCCGGACUCGAACCCGCUACGGUGGGUGGCCGAUCAGCUCGCCUCCGACACAAGUCGCGAGUGUAAAACAAGUCUUGUAACGGUGCUGCCGUCUGGCGAAGGUUUUAGCGCGUGUUACGCCCAGUUCGCGUCCAGCUGCCUGCCGGCGACGCUGGCGGAGGUGCGCGGCGGAGCCCGGGCGGCCCUGCGAGCCGCCCUGGACGCUCUGGCGGCCAACGGGGACCUGAAGCUGCUGGACAUCGUGCUCACCCUCGCUGAUAGUGAUGACACGCGAGGAUGGUGGGAUGAGGCGAUGGCCUGCUGCGCGGCGUCGCUCGCUCGUUCGGAGCGUAUGGAGAUGUAUGAAGCGGCCUACAGGCGCUGCUGGGGCGGUCUCACGCUCGGCGUGUGUCAACGGAUCAUGGUGCCACUGCUUAGAUACGCAACACCAGCGUUCUGCGAGCGCUUCUUCUCGACGACCAUUCAGGACCUGCUGAGGAAGCUACGCCUCAUACCAAGGGUGUCUGCCGCAAGCUUGUCCUUGUACCACAAAUGCGUGGUAGACCGCAUCCGCGCCCUCACGUUACUGCAAGUAGCGUUUGAAAAGAUUCCGCUUCAAUCCUUACAGUCCCCUCAGGCGAUACUCUACAGCGAAACAGAAGUCAAGGACCCGUACUACCUGAUCAGGGAAGGCUGCAAGCUGUGCGUCACGCUCCGCCUCGAAGACUGCCCUGCUGCUGCUGAUGAUGCACUCAGGGCAGAUUUCAAACGAUUUCAAUAUAAAAUGUACAAUUGUUUGAGCGCGGCCAUAUGCAAACGGCGGCCGGUGGAAAAGUUUUAUGAAAGCAUUUUAAGUAGGCAGGCAUGGUCGCGACUCUGCGACGAGAGUGUUACGUACAAGUUGCCAAUAUUCAGGUCGAAGCGCAAGACCCGGCACUCGGUUUCUGUAGAGGUGGGCCAAGGUGGUGACUACCUCAGCUCGGGCAGCGUAAGGACGAGGAUGUUUCUUCGAACUCUAUCCGAUGAUCCUCUCAACUACGACCUCACCACACACGAAGAGUUUACCCAGGUGGUAACCCAAGAUCUGGAGUUAACUGACAACGAACUGAGCCAACACGCAUGCGCGGCCACGCUCACCGCCGUGGUCGCGCACGUGGCCGCGCACAGCCACACGCAGUGGCUGCGGGAACUGGUCGCGGCGCUCGACGAGCUGCACGACAACACGAGGUGGCUGCUGGCGCAGGCCAUCAUCAACUGUAAAGAGGAGCUCAGACAACACGCUAAUGUUCUCUGCCCGGCGUUGCUCAAACUUGUAGCGAACACGCCGCGCGAGGAAGGAGGCAGGAAACGUCUCAAUGGAUUGCAUGUGGAUAUUCUCGAUACAGUGACGAAAUGGUGUGAAGACCCCGAGUGUGGCGGCGUUUUAAUACCUAAUUCCUCGCAUGGCCACCUCAAUACAGCCAUAGAAUACCUCGUGUGUACAACCAUAGACAUCGGGGAAAGGUUCCUCCUGGAUCUCGUGGAGAAACUGAUUGAGCUCUAUGGUAAUGACGUCACGGUGCCGUGGAGGUGCUUCGAGGGGUUUCUUGAGGGAUCUCCCAUAGACAGUUAUCAGAAUAAGAAUUCCCUAUCGAUCCUCAAAAGAUUAACAAAACGUAAAAUAUACAUACCCGAGCUGGUGCCAACGUUGGUGAAGUACGACAAAUAUUGGAGCCAAGAGUACAAAAUGGCGGAGCUGUUCGGAUUGGCGGUUAUGUUGGAAAGCGACAAGGAGGCAGCCAUGCGCCAGUUCAAAAAGAUAUUGGAUAGAACGAGACAGAAGAUAGAUGAGUAUGUCAAGAUAUUGUACUACGCCCAACAAGGCUGUCCCGGAAUAUGUGAUGAGAGGCAAUUCAGAACCAUAGUAGACCAAACUCCGAAAGUGAAGCCGUUGAAAUCAAAAUGUCUCCAAAUCAUAUCAAAGUAUAUUUCACAAAAGUUAUCACCUGACGAGUAUAUUACCUCCAUGUUUGAUACCAUAGAGUUGAAUGAGUUAUUAUCGAGCACAGACAAUAUAGAGGCUAUGGGAGUGGUAAAGAGCGGGUUUCAUUUGAUGGAGGAGGGGAUAAAGAGGCGAGCGGUCAUGCAGAUUGCGGAAUACUGUCAUCACCCAGAGGUGAAGGUCAGGCAAGCGGCGUACGAAGUGAUGGUGAAGGCAUUCGAAGAUCUACUGAACAGUGUGGUGUCCGCCAGUGAAGGUAGUCCGCCAGCGAAGAAGAUUAAAAAGAAGGCAUUGGAUAUUUUGAAUAUGGUACAUGGCGAUGCGUACGCGCACACGGUGCUAUCGCGUGUCGCGAACACGGAUAAUGUCGCCUGUGACGUCAUCAGACGUCUGACGAGUGGCGACUUGCGAGUGAGAUUUGCCGAGUGUCUCCUGUUAUGUCUAUAUAUGCCCCUCACUAAUCACCACCGAGUGUCUCCCAAGAUCCCGCUCUUGGAGAUGCUGUUCGGCGAACUGAGGACCAACGAGCAGUUCCUUGAGGCCAAGUUGAGCAACGAGCCGCUGGAUAAUCAGAGCCCAACCGAUGACAUCAUCAGGACCGCUUCUUCUAAGCUGCUGACUAAAAGUGCAAUGUUUCAAGGGUCAUUCAGGACAUAUCGUACUUCUACUUAUUCGGGGCGGACUAGACAAAGUAAAGCUCCCACUGAUCCUGGCAUAGACGUACAAAUCACCAUAGACAGUAUACUGGAUGCGCUGUUAACAUUUGCAAAGAAUAAUACAGAAGUGCAACGUGCCUUAACGGUGGAAAUAUUCAAAGCGCUCGGCAAUGGUAGUGGGUCCAGUUUGUACAAGGACACAGCUGAGCAGCUCGCCGCCAUGUUGGCACUACCGCCCAGUGACGUCACCCCACUGUUGGUACAACUGGCCAGAGUGACUGUAGACUGCAGAAUUGACGGGUUCCAAGACACAGUGCUCAAGUUGAAGGAAACAACAGCACGUACCGAAGGAGAGGAAGUCACCAGAUGUCUGUAUGAAGAAGUGAGGCUCAGGUGUCUGGGGCCUGAACAAUUUGUUCUUGGAUCGAUUAGUCACGAGAGUGAUGUCAAUAUGAGGUGUGAAACAAAUGAUUUUUCUCUUAAAGAUUUAAUUUCAUGUUUUGGCAAUCUGUCCAACUGGAAUAAAUUGACUAUACAGCAGAAAUGUGAUAUCCAGAACUGCGGCCUGCCUUCCUUCUGGACAGAUGUGUCUACGUUCAAGAGGGAGCUGGAACGAUACGAAGUAAACAGUACGAAAAAUUGGUUCGAUAAAAUGGUAACACUGUAUAAGAAGGGGUGCGAGCGAGACAGCGAGCGGUGGCUGAGCGAGAUGGACAGAUGGCCCGUGAAGCGUUUUGACGUUUCCGCUGUGACAGAAGCAAUAUCAUGGAACAGUGAAAAGCCGCCAACCAGCGACAUACACCGCAGCGACUGCCUCGCCGAAUGGGCCGCCAGACUUCAGAUCAGAUGUGCGUACAAACCUAGCCACGACACCGACUCGUCAGUGGAAUCGCAAACGAACGAUGCUGCGUCCCGCUCGCACGAGUUACUGUGGUGUGUGAGAGCGAACGAGAUGGCCCUACCUGCGCUUACGCUGCAGUGCGUCCGACGUAAUGAACGAUUAUUAGAGGACGACGAAAGACCGGCGUGGGAGUAUCAGAAGCUGCUGGCCUUGAGAGCGAUAGGGUUGAAAGAUAACGACAGUAGCCAUUUAAGGGAGGCAUUACGGAUUGCUGAAAGCAAUGCAGCUAUGUUAACUGGGGAUGUUCCGAAGAUCGUCGGUUUCCAUCAACUCGUUUUGUCCCUGCAUCAAGAUUUAAAUUCAUUAACAUUGGAUAAGGUACAAAACGUUAUGAAUAAUAUUGACGUACAGUACGUAGGUAUGUCCGUGACAAACAAGCAGACAUUGCGGUCUCUAUAUGAAUUAGCGAUGAACUUUUAUAAUGAUAGUUGGCCGAAUGAGGCUUGUUCAGACCGUGAUGCGUUAUUACAAAAUAUGGCAGGUAUAUUAAAUAGGGUAGCCAGUUCGAAUCCCGGCGAUGCCGAUAUGUACCUAGCCGUUGUGCUGAACAGACUAGACAGUUACGAUGGCCGGACGUUGGAUGAUCGUCUCGCUAGAGUUUUAUUGGAUCAGUUCCAACGUCUCCUGCCGUAUCUGGAUGAGUUUUCCCGGGAGCAAAUGAGAACAUGUUGGAACCUGUUCCCGCCGCGCGUACUCGCCGAGUACAAUCUUCAAGAACUGUUUGAUGACGGCAUAGAGAUGUACAAGAAGUACUUCGCACUCAUACGGGACCCGAAACAUUCCCUAAGACAAUAUUGUAAGGAGUUAUUGGACGCCUUGAAUAGAAAUGAUAGAAGGGGUUACGGGACCAUAUUUUGUCGGAUCAGAGAUAUGCUGGACAACCCAUAUGGUGGUACCACCUACCAGCUGCUGAGGAGGCAACGGGAUGUUUUAUACAACGUUGAAGAUUUCUCCAUGCCAAAACAAGACAUCCAGAAUGUUCUAAAGCAGUUGAGGACGGAACUGGAAGAAGAUACCACCACUCUGCGCCUCUCGCAGCUCUGUCCCUCUCUAGCGCUAGCAAGUCAGCGCGGGUGCGAGUGGGACGCGUAUAUAUCUAGAUUCCUCUCGCUCGGACCGCUCAAAGUAGUCAAAUUCGACGAGCGGGUAUCGAUAUUCGUGGACAGCGUCCGCAGGCCGGCGGUGGUGUCGGUGCUGACGUCGGACGGCUGCCGGCGGCGCUGCCUGUUCAAGGCGGGCGAGUCGCUGCGACUAGACGCGGCAGCGCACCGCGUCUCGAGGCUGCUGCGGGACGUACGGACAUAUAAUGUAACUCCUUUGAGCGAGGACAGUGGCCUUGUGGAGUUUCUGGUAGACCACGAAAGGGUAUACAGUUUAAUAUCCAGCAAGUGUCGUUUGAACAAUGUGAAGAUGUCGCUGCCGCAUGCCUCGGACAAGGAUCUGAUCUUCGACAACGUGCCCGCGUACACGCUCAGAGCGGCGUUGGAAGACCACAGCUCCUCGUUGCAAGACUUCAUAGCCAAGAAAUCGAAGUUCCAAGACACGCUCGCGUCCGCCACUGUCCACGGCUGGUUACUGGGACUAGGAGACCGCCACCUGGAGAAUAUCCUGUGCAGCACGACAGAUGGCGCUGUGUGCUACGUAGACUGGGGCGCCAGCCUGCAGUACGGCAGUCAUGAGCUGCUGCCCGCCAGGCUCACCAGGAACCUGCUGGCGGUCUGCGAUCCUCAAGUUCUGGAGAGCCGUAUACAAGACCUAAUGACGUCACUACGCGACUCUCACAAGCUGUACUCCACGUUCAUUAAGAUGUCAUUCAAAUGGAUGGGUCCGGAGUUCGAUGAAAAGUUCGUUUACAUACAAAACAUCUUGUCCGGUGCCGCCCUCUCGUGGCACAUCACGAGAACGGUCAUAGAAAAGUCUGAGAGAAAGGACAAGAAGCAAUACUUGAAAUUACUGGAUCAGGUGUUCCAAGAUUAUUGCAAGAAGGACCUGUACAGCGUUUUAGAGCAGGUCUCGUGUCUUCUCCGUCAUUGUACCGACCCUCGUAUCCUGAGCGUGACGCGCACCAACUGGGAGCCCUGGACUUAAAGAAGGGCACCAAAGAAGGAAGAUACAGAAGAGCACAGAUAAAUUGCUAGAUGCCACAUUGUUUUGUUUCAAUCAACCUGUAUUUUUAUUAAUUUUUUUUCACCUGAAUGUAAUUCAUUGUGCGUAAUAAAGAAAAAUGUUAUAAAAUUUUUAAAUUCUUGUA
Messenger RNA from Galleria mellonella (greater wax moth), 9694 nucleotides. RefSeq lists its product as uncharacterized. Gene Ontology annotation, molecular function: protein serine/threonine kinase activity. Gene Ontology annotation, biological process: telomere maintenance; double-strand break repair via nonhomologous end joining. Gene Ontology annotation, cellular component: nucleus. The transcript is spliced from 58 exons. Lineage: Eukaryota; Metazoa; Arthropoda; Insecta; Lepidoptera; Pyralidae. The record is from RefSeq and is a predicted model, not a curated record. The coding region runs from base 202 to 9531 and encodes 3109 amino acids.